AUGCGAGGAUGGAUAUUCUGUUUGGGCGGGACUGUGGGGGCUGACCAAAGAGUGUUCUGGACGAAUGAUACGCAUUCGGCAAUCGCUGAACCUUUAGGCGCGGAAUCUCUGACUGAAUCGUUAGUGCCGAUCAGCCGAAGCGAGCUGGAGGCCCAGGAACAGUCCCCGAAGUUGCAGGUCAUGACUGGCGCACAGGCAAUUGAUGCAAUAGACGCCUUGGAUAAGGGAAAGGCCUUGUAUAUCCUGUUGGGUGCCCGCUGGUGUUCUGAAUCGCGCAGGAUGCAACACAUCCUCCGAGAAAAUACAAUCGUCAAGCCUGAAGAACAAGUCUUUUACGUGGAUAUUGAUAAGGAUAAGGGAAGGUUCGCCACGCAGAUGAGCAUUGAAACUGUUCCUACAUUAGUACGGAUAAUAAACCAUAACGGCCUAAUUGAAACAGCUGAUUAUCUCGGACCUUCAAUCGUGGAUAAUGUUAGAUAUUGGAUAUUGCAACAGGAAGCUCUAGAUUCCAAACCAAUAUCUGGCGGAGGUCUAAUUCCUAUUGUGGAUGAUGUGAGCUCUGAACAGUGGAACUGGCUAAAAGAUCAUGCUGUCCUAUCAGCGGAAUGUGAUAGGGUCCAAGUUCUCAAGCAGGUUGGCCAUCCUCCAGCGGAUCUCAUAUUAAUUCAGGAUGAAAGCAUGGCUCAUGAAGGAGUUUGCUCGUUGCAGUGGUAUGGAAGAGCUUUUGAGCCCAGCAUUAAGGAGAUCACGUCGGAAAAUGUUCAGAAUUUGCCUGAAAAAUGGGAGGAUCUUCUAACGGAUAUUCCUGAGCCACUAAAGCUUGACAGCCACAACAUCCAUUGGAUUAAUAAUCUCCCAGAGGACGCGGCCGUCCUACUGGCUCUGGACAAGUCGGAUCAGAUGAGAAGUACUCUUCGCGAUGUUCUGGCAAAAUUGCGCGUGCACACGCGUGUGCAAACACGAUUGAAGGAGACGAAAAUUCUCGCUUAUCAAUUGGGAUUCGAUACCCCAUAUGAGAAACGAUUUGCUGACUAUCUGGGUCUCAGCACGCUGCUGAAGGCGUCUACGGGUUCAUCGUCGCUGGGGGACAAGAAAGACGGAAAAAUCAAACUCUCGCCAGGGGACGAGAAACCAAGCAGGAUAUAUUUGCUGAAGAGUACCAAGUUAUUCCUACCCAAAUAUUCCAUGAUGGUGAAUCCUGUGGGAUACAAUAUUAUGCAGUAUACGGAUGGUUUAAAGACUCGCAAAUUGGUCUACGAAUUUUCUCACGACAAAUUUUCUACGAAUUUUCCUUCAGCAGACGAGAUCGCAGCGUGGCUAACGGAAACUGAUUGGUCCAAAGAACGUCCCAUAUUGCUUAAGAAUGAGCGCCGGCCAUUCCGGUUCAACCAAGGGGCGGCCCUGAUGGAGGUAAAUGCCUCAACUCUGCAAAGAAUUUGGAUGGAUCCUGAAUCCAAUGUGAUCACUCUGAUUUAUACGCCCUGGUCUAGUCAUAGUCAAAUGCUUCUGGGGGAAUUCAGAAGAGUCGCUGAAAUAUAUUCUUCUACUCUGAUACCGUUCGUGACUUUCAAUGCAGCAACUAAUGAUCUGCCCCCUCUUCUAGUCCAUACGACAGACGGCGACCAGUGGAUGAUACCGACUGUAAAUGGCUACCCUUCCAUUUUUGUCAAGUCAGCACAGCUGGAUAGUUUAGUUGAUUACGUGGGGGAACGCGACGCAGAUUCCAUCGAGCAAUAUGUAGCUGAAACAUUCCGCGACGUGCUGAUCCCUUCUCCUUCAUCGUCCAGCAAUAGUCAGCCCAACACCCCAGAAGACCUUCAUCCUGAGCAGUAG
Gregarina niphandrodes is the source of this 1833-nucleotide messenger RNA. Its product is annotated as putative PDIa family, carboxy-terminal TRX domain (A') subfamily protein. The transcript has 2 exons. The record is from RefSeq and is a predicted model, not a curated record. Bases 1 to 1833 code for a protein of 610 amino acids. Lineage: Eukaryota; Apicomplexa; Conoidasida; Eugregarinorida; Gregarinidae.